Molecule: messenger RNA, 393 nt
Organism: Fraxinus pennsylvanica
Lineage: Eukaryota; Viridiplantae; Streptophyta; Magnoliopsida; Lamiales; Oleaceae
Source: the annotation of a GenBank genome assembly
AUGUUGGUGGUUGCUGUGAAGAACAUGCUAAGAUCUAUGCUGCAAGUAGGCGGUCCUAGUGGUGGUGUUGCGGCCGCCAAUAAAGAUUUCGUUGAGGAAGAGGCUAUGAGUGAUGAUUCUGGCGAUUUAAGGGCUGUAAGAGUGUCAAUAACUCUAUAUCGCUCUUUGUGCAGAAACCGAUGCAUUAGUCCUGAUAAAACUGACCGGGGCUGUGACGGGAAUUGCGAUUACCAUAUGUGGCCUUCGACCGAGUGUUGUGUGUGUCUUUGCAAGUUUCAAGCUGAUGAGGAAGUGUGUGAGCUUUCUUGCAAGCAUUUCUUCCACAGGGAUUCUUUGGAGAAGUGGCUUGAUAAACAACAUAGUAAUUGUCCUCUUUGCCGUUCCAUUAUGUAG